AAGCAACUUUUUAAAAUGUUUCGUUUUAGUGAUAGUGAUGAACUUGAUGAGACUCUUGGAGACAACAGAGGAAGCAUUUCAAUUCCAGUAAAAUAUGAAAGUGGAUUAAUAUUUAAAAGAGAACCUAGUUCAUAUCACAUCAUAAUUGCUGCAAAUGAUACAAUACCUGCAAUAAUUAAUUCUACUGACAAUAUUGGAGAAGAAAUUAAUAUAAACUAUUUGAUUGAGAAAGGUGAACAUUUCUUACAGCCGCAGCUUGCAAUGCAAAUCUCAUUUCCAAAGAACAUUUCAGAUGAAAAUCAAAUCCUUUACCUCACCAGGAUAUCAUAUUCAGAGAAUGCAAAAUGCCAGUCCAGCCACCCGAGUGAUCUGUUAAAGAUUGAUAUGGGCAAUUCAUUCAAAACAUCAAGAAUACAAAGACCUCUAAAGGAUCCAAACAUAAACUGUGAUGCAUAUGAAUGUGCAUCCAUUAACUGCACUAUGGCUCCAUCCAACAUAACUCAUGUGAAUAUUUCAUUCAGACUCUGGAAACCUACUUUUAUAAAGGCAAAAAUUCACAGUAUAGAGCUCAUUGUGAAAGCAAGUCUAAGGAGUGAAAACUCAUUAAUGAUCUUGAAGAAAGAAAAUGAAAAAAUAGAGACAAUAAUUCAAAUCUCAAAGGAACUUCUUCCUGGCCGCGUACCACUAUGGGUUAUUCUACUGAGUGUGUUUGCCGGACUUCUGAUUCUUACCUUGCUUAUAUUUGCAUUAUGGAAGGCUGGGUUUUUCAACAGGCCCUUAAGAAAGAAAAUGGAGAAAUGAGAAGAAACUUCAGAAAAAGAAAAACUGCAACAGUUCUGCAAUGAUCUGUCCUCAGGCGGCCUUCUGAGAUAGGACUAUAAAACAAAUCCUUGGUUUAACGUAGGAGAGGUCACAAAGUUUUAUGUCAAUCAACACUGUAUGCUGAGCAUUAAAGGAAACAAAAAGAAAAAGAAAACCAACAAAUCAAAGAUAGAAAAGAUAAGCCUGGAAGGAAUUUUUUUUUCUUGUUUAUAGGUGAGCAGGACUGAAAAAUCUGUACAAUCAUUCUGUAUUUGGAACUUUUCAAAUAACUUUUUCCGCAUGGAUGUGCAAACUUUGAUACCAAGGAGUAUUAAAAGCUAGGCAGAGAGCAGAGAGACAAUUUACUCCUCAUAUCCUACCCAAUAUUUUUUAAUAUUGUCACUUAUUUUUAGAGCACAACCCACAGAUUUGUAUCUCAAGCAUAUGCACAUGGAGGUAUAUCCUACUGAACUGAAUUUGAGGAUUUCAGACAGUGUCUGACAUGCAUAAGAGACUUCUGCAAAUUUGAUUUAUCAUCAUUCCUAAAUGGGGAGAAGCCUGUAUUCCAAGAUGGGCAUGCUACUGUUUUGGGAAACAUAUAUCCAGGAGGAAAAACAGCCCCUCAGAAAUUAUCAGAUGCACUUUGAAAUUUCACAGAAGUAUUAUCUACCAAGCAUCGAAUGGAAUUCCCUGCCUUGUCUGUAACUAUGGAAAAAAUUUUACUCAGUGGCUUAAGUCAUGAUUUGUAUGCAGAAUAACCCAAGUUCAUUCCUUGGUAUCUCCAAUUUGAGAGAGGAAAAUAUGCAUCCAGAAAGCUGAAAACCUGAACAUAAUUCUGAACUAGUCAAUACUAUGAUCUGAUUUAAUAUCAGAAAGCUUAUAUUCCUCAUAAAUUAAAAGUGUAUAGAUAAAAGUCUGCACAGGGUCCUCUCUUUAGCUUACAUCUAGAAAAAGAAACUUUUAACCAUUUUAUGCAUGUAAAAAAGGAAUGAAGAAGGAAUGAUUCUGAACCAUCUUUCAUUCCUCCACAAUGUAUAUCCUGAGUAAUGUUUUCAGUUACUGUAUAUUGACCACCAGGAGACAGUGAACAACUAGUUUUCUAAUAAAAAUGAAACCGAUCACAUCCUGCCUCCUGGCGUUCAACGUAACAGGAGAUGACUAACUACCUGCACAAAUAAUUACUAUGUUCUCAUUAUUAAUAACGAAUCCUUGAAAAUAUAUUUGUUUCAUAUUUAGUGGAAAAUAUGGAAAAUGAAGAUUUUCUGAAGGAGUAAACGCAUAGUUCUUUAAUUUAUUUGCAGACAGAACAUGGGUCUCUGUGCAAGUCAUUUACCACAGAGUAAUGCUAAGUUUGCCUCAAGAUUUGUUAGCAGAAAACUCUUUUUCUUUCUUUCUUUUUCUUUUUUCUUUUCUUUCUCUCUCUCUUUUUCCUUCCUUCCUUCCUUCCU
This is a messenger RNA of Python bivittatus (Burmese python), 2249 nucleotides long. The record is from RefSeq and is a predicted model, not a curated record. NCBI's taxonomy places the organism in Eukaryota, Metazoa, Chordata, Lepidosauria, Squamata, Pythonidae.